AUGAGUACAUCCAAUUCCAAACACAAUUCUACGGACUCACUCGACUCCCUUGACCAGGCUCGGCCUUACGCUCCUAGCCCAUUCGAAAAUUUUAACACAGAUGCUCAAUCGGAAAUCUCUCCUAUAAAUUCAAGAUUAAGCGGAGUCUCUUCGCGUGAAUUGAGAAUUACAAGGACAGAAACUGUCAAAUCGUUGCAUGAAUUGGGUAUGUCUAGUGACAUACCCAUGCCUGCUAUAAAUCACCCACCGGUGGAAAAUCCCAUCUUCCCAGAAGAGUAUACCUUGGAGACUGAAACAGGAUUGGUUCCUGUUAUGACAUUGCAAUCUAUCGGAAGAGUGAAAACAGUAGAACAUACUAAUAAGUUGGAAGCAUUAGAUCCCGAAAUUGAAUUCGUCACUUUUGUUGUUGGUGAUCCAGAAAAUCCUCACAACUGGGAUAUGACCUACAAGUGGAUUCUUACUUUAACAUUGGCCAUCUUUGUCGUGUGUGCCGCUUACGGUUCUUCCUGUUUGGCUGGUGGUUUGCCAACUAUUAACAAGAAAUUUGGUGUUUCCACCGAAGUAUCAACAUUGACUGUCUCAUUGAUGGUCAUCGGUUUCACCGUUGGUCCAUUGAUCUGGGCACCAUUAUCAGAGCAAAUCGGCAGAAGACCAGUUUACUUUAUCUCCUUUGGUCUCUACACUAUUUUCCAAAUUCCUUGUGCUUUAGCCCCAAAUAUUGGUGCUCUCUUGGUUUGUCGUUUCUUAUGUGGUGUUUUUGCGUCAUCGGCACUUACAAAUGUUGGUGCUAGUCUUGUUGACAUUCACAAUGAAACAAGAUCUUUAGCAAUUGCAUUCUUUUCCUUCGCACCCUACUCUGGUCCAGUCUUAGGUGGUGUUGUCAAUGGAUUUAUCAGUGUCUCCACAAAAAGAAUGGAUUUGAUUAUCUGGGUUAACAUGGCAUUUGCUGGUGUCAUGUGGAUUAUCGUCAGUUUAAUUCCUGAAACUUAUGCUCCAGUUAUUUUGAAAAAGAGAGCAAAGAAAUUGAGAGAAGAGACGGGAAACCCAAAGAUAAUGACAGAGCAGGAAGCCACUCCUCUAUCCAUGAAAGAAUUGGUCAACGAUAAUCUUAUUAGACCAUUGAAGUUUAUUGUUGAAGAACCAGUUUUAGACUUGAUUUGUGCAUUUGUUGCCUUGAUUUACUCCUUAUUGUACGCAUUCUUCUUUGCCUACCCAGUUAUAUUCAACAGACUCUAUGGUUAUGAGGACAACAUUAUCGGAUUGAUGUAUAUACCAAUUUUAAUCGGUGCUGGUUUGGCAUUGUGCACAACUCCCAUCCUUGAAAUGAAGUAUGCUGCAUUAUGUAAAAGAAGAACUCCAACUCCAGAAGAUAGAUUAAUUGGUGCCAUUAUCGGUGCCCCAUUUCCAUGCAUUUCUUUGUUCAUAUUGGGAGCAACUUCGUACAAACACAUCAUCUGGGUCGGUCCUGCUUCUUCGGGCAUUGCUUUCGGGUACGGUAUGGUUCUUAUCUACUACUCGCUUAAUAACUACAUCAUUGACACCUACGCCAAAUAUGCUGCAUCCGCUUUGGCUACAAAGGUCUUCUUGAGAAGUUCUGGGGGUGCUGCAUUUCCAUUGUUCAUUACUCAAAUGUACGACAAACUUGGCUUGCAAUGGGCAAGUUGGUUGUUAGCUUUUAUCUCCCUUGCUAUGGUGUUUAUACCAAUAUCGUUCUACAAGUAUGGAAAAACAUUAAGAGCAAAGAUGUGCAAGGAAGACUACUCGGCAGUUCAUUUAUAG
Molecule: messenger RNA, 1779 nt
Organism: Scheffersomyces stipitis CBS 6054
Lineage: Eukaryota; Fungi; Ascomycota; Pichiomycetes; Serinales; Debaryomycetaceae
Gene: TPO3
Product: spermine transporter
Exons: 2
Coding region: 1-1779 (592 amino acids)
Biological process (GO): spermine transport; transmembrane transport
Cellular component (GO): fungal-type vacuole membrane
Molecular function (GO): spermine transmembrane transporter activity
Source: RefSeq, a predicted model, not a curated record